AUGCCUGCUCCAGUCUACCCAAAACCCCUUCUAGAGCCCUACCCAAUCCCCUCACCAACUCAAGCCCCCCUCGACUGGGCCCCGCUCGCCAUCAUCGACCUCUCCAAAUUCGAGGAACCCAACGGUAAACAGGACCUCGCAGUUGAACUCAAAGAUGCGGUGAAACGCUGGGGUUUUUGGACCGUAGUGGGUGCAGGCUUCACCCAAGAGGAGCUGGACCGCCAGCUUGCUAUUGGGAACACGUUUUUCAAGCUCCCGCUUGAGGAGAAGAGGAAGUUCGCUUGUGAUUUCUCGGUUGGGAACUACUUUGGGUACAGAGAGCCAACGCGGUUCGUCAGUCGUACGGAUGUUAAAGAGAAUAUGGAAAUGCUGAACGUGCCCAAGUUCACACCAGACUAUGCUAGCAUCCCUCAGCACCAGCUCGUCAAAGCUUAUCACGACGAGAUUGCCCAGUUCCAUCGGAGAGUGUGGGACGAUGUCAUCCGGAAACUGUUUGUCCUGUUCACGAUAAUAUUGGAGCUGCCAGAGAACUACUUUGCGCCAUCAGAAGAUCAUCUCCGCUAUAUGAUUUACCAUCCUCGGACAGUUGAAGAUGAUAAAAAGAUCUCAGACCAGUGGACUGCUGGCCAUACAGACUUUGGCUCUCUUACCCUUCUCUUCUCGCAGCCCGUUGCAGCCCUCCAAGUCAAAGAUCCCAAUAACGAGUGGAAAUGGGUCAAGUACGUCCCAGGAGGCAUUACCUGCAAUGCUGCCGACACGUUAUCAUUCCUAACCAAGGGAUACAUAAAGAGUACCAUCCACCGCGUCGUCCGUCCACCUCCCGACCCAUCGCACCUCGAACGUCUCGGGCUCUUCUACUUUGCGCGACCGGGUAAUGACGUACCGAUGGUUCCCGCUCCGAGUCCUGUGCUCUUCCGCGAAGGGUUGGUGACUGAAGAUGAAACGAAGGUUACUGAGGACUCAGUCAGUGGGUAUGAGUAUGUCCGUGCAAGGGUGAAGAAUGUCCAUGACCGGAAGGCGACACGUAUCGCUGAGAAUGACCCGGAUGCGGUGUUCCAGGUUAAGAACCUGACAGUGCAAGAUUACUAUGUCUGAUAGGCAUUCAUUACAAGCUAUGCUACUCUUUGAACUGGCAUGCCUACCAUGAGUCGCACUCGAUUCAUUUGUACACCUAUGUAUUACUCUUCUAACUCGACUCCAUGUUCAUAUUACGAGUAUUUAUUACAUCUCUAACUUCAUCCCCGAGACGAAACAUGCAUUAACACCACAGCGCCCUGCAUUACAGGUACUCGCCAGUACUUUCGGCUUUCAGGCCGAUUCCAAUUUGGGGCCAGUCCAGUCACACAACAGGCCAGGCUCCACACAACAGCUCGCUCUCCUCGAGGCCACGUCCUCGACUCCGACUCGUUAUAUAUCCCAAUUACUGGCUUUCGUCUCCUUACCCUGGUCCUUC
Molecule: messenger RNA, 1453 nt
Organism: Desarmillaria tabescens
Lineage: Eukaryota; Fungi; Basidiomycota; Agaricomycetes; Agaricales; Physalacriaceae
Product: gibberellin 2-oxidase
Exons: 10
Coding region: 1-1095 (364 amino acids)
Molecular function (GO): 2-oxoglutarate-dependent dioxygenase activity
Source: RefSeq, a predicted model, not a curated record